AUGGACGCUGCCGGCUCUCGUCCCGCUGUAGUAAUCGAUAAUGGCACUGGGUAUACGAAAACGGGUUUCGCAGGAAAUGUUGAACCGUCUUUCAUACUUCCCACUGUAGUUGCUGUAAAUGAGUCAUUUGUCAACCAAUCGCGAGCCAGUUCUAAAAAGGGCAGCAAUUGGUUAGCGCAGCAUAGCGCGGGUGUGAUGGCGGAUCUGGAUUUUUAUAUAGGGGAAGAAGCUUUGACUAGAUCUAAAUCUAGUAGCACUUAUAAUUUGAGCUAUCCCAUUAAGCACGGUCAAGUGGAUAAUUGGGAUGCAAUGGAAAGGUUCUGGCAGCAGUGUAUAUAUAAUUAUUUGCGAUGUGAUCCAGAGGAUCAUUACUUUUUGUUGACUGAAAGCCCAUUGACUGCGCCGGAAAGUCGGGAAUAUACAGGAGAGAUUAUGUUUGAAACUUUUAAUGUACCAGGGCUUUAUAUUGCAGUGCAGCCUGUGCUGGCAUUGGCUGCAGGGUACACAACAUCCAAGUGUGAGAUGACAGGAGUAGUAGUGGAUGUUGGAGAUGGGGCUACUCAUGUUGUACCUGUUGCAGAUGGUUACGUUAUUGGGAGCAGCAUUAAGUCGAUUCCAGUUGCUGGGAAAGAUGUUACUCGCUUCAUUCAGCAGCUCAUGCGAGAAAGAGGAGAACAUAUUCCACCUGAGGAGUCCUUGGAAGUAGCCAGGAAAGUGAAGGAAAUGUAUUGCUAUACUUGCUCUGAUAUUGUAAAGGAGUUCAAUAAACAUGACAAAGAGCCAGCAAAAUUUGUUAAGCAAUGGAGAGGUACUAAGCCAAAGACAGGGGCUCCAUAUUCUUGUGAUAUUGGCUAUGAACGAUUUCUUGGCCCUGAGGUCUUCUUUAACCCUGAGAUUUAUAGCAAUGAUUUUAUAACCCCUUUACCGGAGGUGAUAGACAAAUGUAUUCAGUCUGCUCCUAUAGAUACAAGAAGGGCCCUGUAUAAGAAUAUUGUAUUAUCUGGAGGAUCAACCAUGUUCAAGGACUUCAACCGAAGACUGCAACGGGAUCUAAAAAAGAUUGUUGAUGCUCGGUUUGAAUUAUCAGAUGCUCGGAUUCGUGGAGAAGUGAAAGCACGACCAGUGGAAGUGAAUGUUGUCAGUCAUCCCAUCCAGAGAAAUGCAGUUUGGUUUGGAGGCUCAGUACUUGCAUCUACUCCUGAGUUUUUCAAGGCUUGCCAUACCAAGGCAGAGUACGAGGAAUAUGGAGCAAGCAUAUGCCGUACAAACCCUGUUUUCAAGGGAAUGUAUUGA
Molecule: messenger RNA, 1293 nt
Organism: Fraxinus pennsylvanica
Lineage: Eukaryota; Viridiplantae; Streptophyta; Magnoliopsida; Lamiales; Oleaceae
Source: the annotation of a GenBank genome assembly